CGCCACGUCAGUUCAAGGAGUAAGGAGUCCAUGAAACUACGCCGCAGUGUUCUGCAUCAUGACCAUCGAGGAAUGUGCCCCGCUACCCACCUUUGACAUUACACCCGCGGCGAUUCUAGACCAUGCCAAUCAGGUUAUCCGCCGGGUCCAGCUGGACGUCAAUCAUUUAAUCGACACAGUGGUAAUUGGGGAUGCCACGGUUGAUACUCUAGUGCGUCCACUAGGCAACAUAGACAAUGAGUUCAAGUAUCACAUUCAGUACAUUGCCCUAUUCCAAUCAGUCGCGCCGUCCCCGGAUCUGCGCAAAGCAUCGUCAGAGGCAGUAAACCUGGUUAAUCAAGCUUACCUAGCACUGUUCCAAAAUGAGCGCCUAUUCUAUCUGGUCGACACCGUGUAUAGCAAGGUCAAUGAUGACUAUGAAGAUGGCGAGUCCAUACGUCUCCUGUCGAGAUUCCAUCGCAUGUUUGUCGAUAAUGGCCUCCGUCUGGCUGGGGCAGAUCGCGAUCGGUUUCAGCACAUCGUGAAGCGGUUGCUUGAAUUGCGUGUCCAGUUCAUGGACACCAUUGCCACCGACCCGGGGAGUCUGUGGAUAGCGACAGAUGAGUUGAAGGGCCUCGAUGAGGGCAUGCUGAAGAACCUCGAACGGGGUCCUUCGGGGACUAGUCGUAUUCGUUUGGAUCGGCCGACAGUCAGUAUGAUUCUGGGAAAAUGCAGCGUGGCUCAAAUCCGGCGAGAUGUUUUCCUCGGUAGUCAGUCAAUCUACUCUCAAAAUGUCAAAAUAUUCCAAGAUACUAUCACUCUGCGACAUGAAGCUGCCCGACUACUCGGGUUCCCGUCGUUCGCAGCACAACAACUACUGCAUCAGCUGGUUAAAUCCCCCGGCGCUGUCACAGACCUCCUGGAGGACCUCGAGCAUAGAUUGCAGCCACUUGCGAUCCGCGAGUUACAAGGCUUACGGACAUUCGCUGGUCUAGAAUCACCGCUUUAUCUGUGGGAUUUCGACUACUAUCACCGCCGCAUGCUGCAAGAACAGUAUUCUGUCAGCCAUGAUUUAAUCUCCGAGUAUUUCCCAGCUGAACAUACAAUUCAGCGGAUGCUGGGCAUCUUCGAAAGGCUAUUCGGAUUAUCCAUUAGGGAAGUUACAGAGAAGACCGACCGGAAUGUGUGGCACUCUGAUGUCAGGAUAUUCGCAGUACGCGACAGACAAGAGUCUUCAGGCUCCUUCCUAGGCUACCUGUAUACGGAUAUCUACCCUCGGCCAGGGAAAUACAACCAUGCCGCCAAUUUUAACAUCCAUCCUGGAUUUCGAAGGAAAGAUGGGAGUCAAUCUCCCGUCGCCACGGCUCUUGUGUGCAAUGUAUCGCCAGCUACAGCCGACCGACCGGCGCUUCUGCAGCACAGGGAAGUCAUCACGCUGUUCCAUGAACUAGGACACGGAAUGCAUGAUCUCCUAGGAAGAGCCAAGCACGCUCUAUUUUCCGGCCAUCGAACUGUGCGAGACUUCGUCGAGGCACCCAGUCAGCUGCUGGAAUACUGGUGCUGGGUACCAGAGUGUUUGCAACAGCUCAGUUGCCAUUACACGUACCUGCCGGAGUAUUGUGAGCGAACUUUGGCUGAGGGGACUGUGAAAGAUGCCAGCCGACCACCGAGAGAGAUACCCGAGGACCUAGUCAAGGGACUUGCUGCUGUCAAACAAGUCAAUCAGGGUAUCCUGACCCUGCGACAGGUUGCCUUUAGUGCAUUCGAUAUGGAAAUCCAUGGCGAGCACGGCCAGGAAAUCUCGGAAGGCAAUGGCAUUGCCGAGCGAUACAAUUCGUUACUACAAGAAAUGACCCUCCUCCGGGGCCCUGAGGAAGUCAACUGGGGCCAUGGAUAUGCCACGAGCCAACAUUACAUGUGGGGCCAAGAGGCCAACUACUUUUCAUACCUCUACACACGGACCUUGGCAGCGGACAUUUGGACCUCCAACUUUCGUGACGAUCCCAUGAGUGCGGAAGCUGGACUCCGCUAUCGACAAAUGAUACUCGCCCACGGCGGUAGUAGAGACGAGUUGGAGAUGCUCAGGGAGUUCCUGGGACGAUCUCCGUCUCCGGAAGCAUAUCUCGGGGAUCUAGGGGUCGGGGAAAGCAUAGCUACUGAGUCAUGA
Messenger RNA from Aspergillus piperis CBS 112811, 2146 nucleotides. Its product is annotated as M3 family metallopeptidase. Gene Ontology annotation, biological process: proteolysis; peptide metabolic process. NCBI's taxonomy places the organism in Eukaryota, Fungi, Ascomycota, Eurotiomycetes, Eurotiales, Aspergillaceae. Gene Ontology annotation, cellular component: mitochondrial intermembrane space. The record is from RefSeq and is a predicted model, not a curated record. Bases 59 to 2146 code for a protein of 695 amino acids. The transcript has 4 exons. Gene Ontology annotation, molecular function: metalloendopeptidase activity.